Messenger RNA from Anopheles moucheti, 837 nucleotides. RefSeq lists its product as uncharacterized. Bases 1 to 837 code for a protein of 278 amino acids. The transcript is spliced from 2 exons. Lineage: Eukaryota; Metazoa; Arthropoda; Insecta; Diptera; Culicidae. The record is from RefSeq and is a predicted model, not a curated record. Gene Ontology annotation, cellular component: extracellular matrix.
AUGAUGAAGAUCACAGUAGCCGCCCUCGCCCUUCUGACCGUCGCAGUUGCUGCUUACGAGCACGAGGACUACCAUUCGCAUCCCAGCUACAAGUUCGAGUAUGGCGUCAAGGAUCCCCACACCGGUGACCACAAGAGCCAGUGGGAGCAUCGGGAUGGAGAUGUCGUCAAGGGAGCCUACACCCUGCACGAGGCCGACGGAACUGAGCGAGUGGUCGAGUACACGUCCGACAAGCACAACGGCUUCCAGGCUCAUGUGAAGCGCGUCGGACAUGCCCAUCACCCGGAAGUGUACGGACACCAUGAAGGUGGACACUCGUCCAGUGGACACGGUCAUGGACAUGCCAGCAGCUAUGCCAACGGAAACCUGUAUCAGCAUCACCAUUAUCGAUCACCAGCCGUCGCUCCAUCUGCAUUCAGCAAACCCACAAGCCAAAGAAAAAUUCCCAAAAUGAUGAAGAUCACAGUAGCCGCCCUCGCCCUUCUGGCCGUCGCAGUUGCUGCUUACGAGCACGAGGACUACCAUUCGCAUCCCAGCUACAAGUUCGAGUAUGGAGUGAAGGAUCCCCACACCGGUGACCACAAGAGCCAGUGGGAGCAUCGGGAUGGCGAUGUCGUCAAGGGAGCCUACACCCUGCACGAGGCCGACGGAACUGAGCGAGUGGUCGAGUACUCGUCCGACAAGCACAACGGCUUCCAGGCUCAUGUGAAGCGUGUGGGUCAUGCUCAUCACCCGGAAGUGUACGGACACCAUGAGGGUGGACAGUCGUACGGUGGAUACGGCCAUGGACAUGCCAGCAGCUACGCCAACGGAAACCUGUAUCAGCAUCAUCAUUGA